Closterium sp. NIES-65 is the source of this 2226-nucleotide messenger RNA. The record is from the annotation of a GenBank genome assembly. NCBI's taxonomy places the organism in Eukaryota, Viridiplantae, Streptophyta, Zygnematophyceae, Desmidiales, Closteriaceae.
AUGACGUGCCUCCCCUCUGCCCUUCCCCGCUCCCACCCCCCCACCGCUCCCACCCCUUUCCCCUCUUACACCCGUCCUCCCCGUCCCUCCCCCCUCGCGCCCCCACCCAAGCCCCACCGCAUUCCUGGCGGGGGGCAUGCGCACGAGGGAGUACAGGCGGGGGCACUGACGCCGGGGUACAGGCGGGUGCACGAGCUGCUGAAACUGGUGGCGGACGAUGGCGGAGAGGGGGGGGAAGGGGGGAAUGCGGAAGGGGUGGAUGGGCACGGGGGAAGGGUGGAGAGCUGGUCGCUAGGCUCGGGACCGGGGUCGUUAGGCUCGGGGCCAGGUUCGGCAAUGUCCAUGGCGCAGCAGAAGGCGAAGGUGCUUCAGCAGCGGAUGCAGCAGAGGGGCCUUUUAUCCUCGUCUGAAGCAUCUUCAUUACAACCACAAUCCGGCAGCAGCGAAGCUGGGCUUUCGUCCCCAGCACCCACUCCCUCCUCUUCCUCCGCCUCCUCUGCUCCCCCUUCCUACUCCCCCUCCUUCAACCCCUCCUCCACCCCCUUCUUCUCCUCCUCCUCUCCUUCCCCCUCCCCUUCUCCCUCCCCCUCUCCCUCCCCCUCCCCCUCCUCCUCCUCUCCUCCCAUCACCCCCAUACCCCUCUCAAGCACCCAAGACACAAGCAGCGAUAGUGACACCGACAUUGGUGACAGUAAUGAAGGUGAUGGGUACAUUGCACCGGAAGUCGCCUGGCUGUUCCCAAGCCUGAAUCUCGACCUGAGCAAGCUGGACUCAGCCAGCGAAUCAGAGAGUGAAGCAGGGGAAGGAGAGGAGGAGGGAGCGGAAGCAUGGGAAAGAAAGGGAAGGGCAGUGCGAAGUGAGGUGAGGGAGGUGGAGGUAAAGGCGGAGGAGGCGAAGGAAAAUGAGGAGGAGGUGGAAGAGGAGGCAGGGGAGGAGGAGGAGUGGGGUGAAGAGGAGGAGGAGGAGGAGGAGGAGGAGGAGGAGGAGGAGGAGGAGGAGGAGGAGGAGGAGGAGGAGGAGGAGGAGGAUAGCUUCUGGAGGAGCAGGAUGUACGAUGGUAUCCCUGACGACGCACGCUCGCAGGCUCGGGAGGCGAUAAACCGAUUGGCUGUUGAGUCAAGCGACACCUUUCUCUCCUCGCCUGCUUACAACACGCCCCGAGCCCUGCCUCCCCCUCCCACCCCCGUCACUCCUCACGAAGCUUCCUCGAAGCUUCAAUAUGAUCAUAGCGGCAGCAGCAGGAGCGAGGGGAGCGGGGGCAGCAGUGGGAGUGCGGGCGAUGGAGAGUGGGCGGGCGGCAUGGAGGCAUGGGAAGCUGAAGCCAUGGCGGAAGCAGAGAGACUGGCGGCCAGUCAGGUGAGUGGGGACGAAGGGGCAUUUACGCGCGUCAAGGGAGGAGGAGCUUUCAGUCAUAAUGCGGGAAAUGGAGGAGGCCAAGAGGCCAAGGUAGGAGAGUGGGUGGGUGUGGAGGAGGAGGAGCUUUCAGUCAUAAUGCGGGAGAUGGAAGAGGCCAAGAUUGUGGGUGCGAGUGUGGGUGCGUGUGAGAGUGUGGGUGCGAGUGUGGGUGUGUGUGAGAGUGUGGGUGCGAGUGUGGGUGUGUGUGAGAGUGUGGGUGCGAGUGUGGGUGCAAGUGUGGGUGUGUGUGAGAGUGUGGGUGCGAGUGUGGGUGUGUGUGAGAGUGUGGGUGCGAGUGUGGGUGUGUUUGAGAGUGUGGGUGCGAGUGUGGGUGCAAGUGUGGGUGUGUGUGAGAGUGUGGGUGCGAGUGCUCGUGGGUGCGAUGAUACCACCAUCUCCUCUCUCACCGCACCCUCUCUCACCGCACCCUCUCUCACCUUAACCUCUCUCAUUGCACCCACAUUCCAACUGAUGAAGGCGAAUGCAGAGAGCGAGCUGGCGCUGGUGCUGAGAGCUCUCUCAGUGCAUCCCCCUCUCUGCUUUGCGCCCUCCCUCACUGUUCUCACUCCUCCACGCUCAUACCAUGCAGGCACAGCGCAGUUCCACAUAAUGAAGGCCAACGCAGAGAGUGAGCUGGCGCUGGCACGGCAGGCGGUGCUGGAGAGAGACGUCAAGCUGGAGGCCGCUCAGCAGGCCAUGGGAGCUCUAGUGAAGGGAAGGCAGUGGUGGGCAGUGGUGGGUGGUGAUGGGUGGUGGGUAGUGGUGGGUGGUGGGCAGUGGUGGGUGGUGGGCAGUGAUGGGUGGUGGGCAGUGGUGGGUGGUGGGCAGUGA